Molecule: messenger RNA, 6690 nt
Organism: Drosophila subobscura
Lineage: Eukaryota; Metazoa; Arthropoda; Insecta; Diptera; Drosophilidae
Gene: Ptp4E
Product: tyrosine-protein phosphatase 10D
Exons: 12
Coding region: 533-5926 (1797 amino acids)
Biological process (GO): protein dephosphorylation
Molecular function (GO): protein tyrosine phosphatase activity; protein binding
Source: RefSeq, a predicted model, not a curated record
CUUCGAGCGCGGCGGCGCAGGUUGCGAAAUGUCAGUAACAAGUUUCUGGUAAAAUCUCGCUGUGAAUUUGACCGAUUUCGUUUCGUUUGUUGUCCGGCAGUUUGGCAAGCCACAAUUUUUUUUUUGUGUGUGUGCCGUUUUUUUUUCAUAGUGUUUACGACGCGCAUGAAUUAGUGCGCGAUCGUUAUUGUUUAUUUGGAUUUACUGUUUGUGCUGCCGCCGCCGCCGCUGCCAGCGUCACCGUCUUAGCCGCCGUCGCUGCCACUGCGCAGACGUUGGGCGGUAUUUGUGGCAGCUCCACCCCAUUGAAAACAAGUGCAAUAUUAAUUAAGUAAUGACCGGUUCAAUCCAUAUAUGUACAUAUGCAAUACGUACAUAUGUACAUACAAAAAUAAAUGCAUAAAUGUAUGUAUAGAGUACAAACAGAUGCUAGGAAAAACCAACCGGACAAAUGACAAAUGAUGUUAUAACAGAAAAUAGCAAAAGCAACAUCAAAAUCUCGCACAUCUCCGGGUUUUACUGUACCUGAAAUAUGGACUGCGCAGCUCAACAACAGCAACAGCGGCAGCCGCAACAACAAGAAGAUUCACCAGCAGAGGCAGAACAGCAAACACAUGGACGAAGACGGCGGCGACAACAACAUACACAAAUGCAGCCGUCGCAUCCACACAUGUGGAUUGCAUUGAGCAUUUUGACAAUAUUUUGGCCGCAGUAUUCAAGCGGAGCCGAUCUGGUGAUUAAUGUGCCCAAUGCGAGCAUCAAUGACAAUGCUUUCUACAGGAUCGACUACAGUCCGCCGUUUGGGUACCCGGAACCGAACACUACGAUACCGGCCAGCGAAAUUGGCAAGGACAUCAAGUUCUCCCGUGCCCUGCCCGGCACAGAGUACAACUUUUGGCUGUACUACACAAACUCCACGCACCAGGAGCUGCUCACCUGGACGGUGAACAUAACAACGGCUCCCGAUCCGCCAGCGAGUCUGAGCGUGCAGUUGCGCUCCAGCAAGAGUGCAUUCAUCACAUGGAAGCCGCCAAGGAUGGGCAACUAUUCGGGUUUUCGCAUCAAGGUGCUGGGCCUCACCGAUAUGCCCUUCAAUCGAAGCUAUGCGCUGGACGACCGAGAGACGCUCCAGUUGUCGGCCAAGGAGCUGACACCGGGCGGCAGCUACCAAGUGCAGGCCUAUACCAUCUAUCAGGGCAAGGAGUCGGUGGCCUAUACGAGUCGCAACUUUACCACAAAGCCGAAUACGCCGGGAAAAUUCAUUGUGUGGUUCCGGAACGAGACGACGCUCCUGGUGCUGUGGCAGCCACCAUUCCCGGCUGGCAUCUACACACAUUACAAGGUCUCGAUCACGCCGGACGAUGCCAUCGAGAGUGUGCUGUAUGUGGAGCGGGAGGGCGAGCCGCCGGGUCCGGCGCAGGCGGCAUUCAAGGGCCUCGUACCUGGGCGGGAAUAUAACAUAUCGGUGCAGACGGUGUCCGAGGAUGAGACCUCGUCUGUGCCCACCACAGCUCGCUACCUCACAGUGCCGGAGCGUGUACUGAAUGUGACCUUUGACGAGGCCCACACCACCUCCAGCUCGUUCCGGGUGCGUUGGGAGCCACCGCGUACCUACAGCGAGUUCGAUGGCUACCAGGUGAUGUUGUCAACAUCGCGGCGUACCUUCAAUGUGCCCCGCACGGACGCCACUAGCGUUACCUUCGACUAUCCCGAUAUCCUGGAGCCGGGGCGCACCUACGAUGUGGUGGUGAAGACCAUUGCCGACAAUGUCAACUCGUGGCCGGCCACGGCAGUUGUGACGCUGCGUCCACGACCUGUCCGCACUCUGGGUGGUUUUCUAGACGAUCGCAGCAAUGCGCUGCACAUCUCGUGGGAACCGGCGGAGACGGGCAAACAGGAUGGGUAUCGAAUCAGAUACCAUGAGCAAACGAACGACAGUGAAGUGCAGAGCCAGUUUACAUUGCCAGCGCCGUCAGCGCUGGACACAGUGAUAGACACCGCACUCACAGAGUACACACUGGAGUCUCUGCAGGCGGGUAGACGCUAUCUAGUGGGUGUGCAGGCCCUCUCCAAUGGCAUCGCCUCGAAUGUCACAUACAUCACACGCUACACACGCCCUGCCGCGCCCAUUAUACAGGAGCUGCGCAGCAUACCCCUGGGCCUGAACAUCAGCUGGAAGAGCGAUGUGAAUUCACUGCAGGAUCGCUAUGAGGUGCACUAUCAGCGUAAUGGUACGCGCGAGGAGCGCACCAUAGCCACCAAUGAGACAGCGCUGACAAUCAACUAUCUGCAUGCGGGCUCUGGCUAUGAGAUCAAAGUGUAUGCCAUCAGCCAUGGCAUACGCAGUGAGCCGCACUCCUACUUCCAGGCAGUCUUUCCCAAGCCGCCGCUGAAUCUCACACUGCAGACGGUGCACACAAAUUUGGUGGUGCUACAUUGGCAGCCGCCGGAGGGUAGCGAUUUCAGCGAGUAUGUGGUGCGAUAUCGAACGGCUGCAUCGCCAUGGCAGCGGCUGGCCAAUGUCCAUGAGAGUCAUGCCCGCAUCGAGAAUAUGCACUACGGGGAGCGAUAUCUCAUCCAAGUGAACACCAUCAGCUUUGGGGUGGAGAGUCCGAGUCCAUUGGAGCUAAAUGUCACCAUGCCACCGCAUCCAGUGUCGAAUGUGGUGCCGCUGGUGGACUCUCGCAAUCUAACCCUUGAAUGGCCGCGUCCCGACGGACACAUCGAUUACUAUACCCUCAAGUGGUGGCCCACCGAUGAGGUGGAUCGCGUCGAAUACAAGAAUGUCACACAGCUGGAGGACUUGACAUCGCCCAGCGUACGCAUACCCAUUGAGGAUUUGUCACCGGGCAGACAAUACAAAUUUGAGGUUCAGGCCAGCUCCAAUGGCAUACGAUCGGGGAUCACGCAUCUCUCUACGCGCACCAUGCCCCUGAUCCAAUCGGAUGUGUUUAUUUCGAAUGCACGAGCAGGUGGCGGCGGGGAGCAGGGCGACAGCGAUGGCAGUGGCAGUGGCGAGGAGGAAAGCAUCACAGUGAGCUACACACCGACACCGCCAUCGAGCACACGUUUCGACAUCUAUCGCUUCUCGAUGGGCGAUCCUCAGAUCAAGGACAAGGAGAAGAUGGCCAACGAUACGGAGCGCAAGCUGACAUUCUCGGGUCUAUCGCCGGGACGUCUAUACAAUGUGACCGUGUGGACAGUGAGCGGUGGCGUGGCCAGUCUGCCCAUCCAGCGGCUGUACCGGCUCCAUCCGUUGCCGAUCAGCGAUCUGGAGGCCUCACAGGUGGCGGCACGCGAGAUCAGCCUACGCUGGACGGCCCCAGCGGGUGAGUUCACCGACUUUGAGCUGCAGUAUCUUAGCGCCGACGAGGAGGCACCACAGCUCCUGCAGAAUGUGACAAGGCUCACACAGAUUACUCUUCAUGGGCUACGACCCUACCACAAUUAUACCUUCACCGUGGUUGUGCGCUCCGGGAGCAGCAGCAGCAGCGGCAGUAGUACGGGGCCGCCCACUCUGAUGCGCAACAGUGCGCCGAUCUCGGCCAGCUAUCAGACACUGGCCGCAGCACCAGGCCGUGUGGAUUACUUCCAGCCCAGCGAUGUGCAGCCCGCUGAGGUGAGCUUCGUGUGGUUGCUGGAGGCGCGUGAGCAGCACGGACCCAUCGAUUAUUUUCGCAUCAGUUGCCAGAAUGUCGACGAUGCGGCGGAUGUUGUAGCCAGCCACGAAUUUCCCGCAAAUGCCACACGUGGGCGGAUCGAUAGUCUGGUGCCCGGCAACAAGUAUAUCUUUCGCAUUCAAGCGAAAUCCGCUUUGGGCUAUGGCGCCGAGCGUGAGCAUGUCCAGAUAAUGCCCAUUCUGGCGCCGCCUGUGCCAGGGCCGAAUGUGACGCCCCUGGAGGUGGGGCGGACAAGCAGCACCAUUGAGAUAAGCUACCGUCAGAGUUACUUCUCCAACGCCCAUGGGCUGGUGCGCUUCUACACCAUCAUUGUGGCGGAGGAUGUGGGCAAGAAUGCCUCCGGCCUGGAGAUGCCCAGCUGGCAGGAUGUGCAGUCUUAUACGGUGUGGUUGCCCUACCAGGCCAUCGAGCCUUACAAUCCUUUUGUCUUAGGGGCCGCGACGAAUGCGAAUGCAAGUGUCACCAGGAGGAGCAUGGGCAGUGGCUCACCCGUGGAGCGCUUUACGAUCGGAUCGGCAAACUGCGAUAAACAUCGAACGGGAUAUUGCAAUGGGCCAUUGCGUGCGGGCACCACAUACCGCAUCAAGGUGCGCGCCUUCACCGACGACGACAAGUUCACGGACACCGCAUACAGUGUGCCAAUCACAACGGAACGCAACCACACGCUUAUUGUUGUGAUCUCGAUCUCGCUUCUGUUCGUUGCCAUUCUUCUCGUGGCCUAUUGCCAGCGGCGCUGUCAUCAAAUUUGUCGCGCCUCCAAGUUGUCGCGGAUGCAGGACGAGCUGGCCGCUUUGCCCGAGGGCUAUGUGACACCCAAUCGGCCCAUUCAUGUGAAGGACUUUGGGGAGCACUUCCGCCUGAUGUCCGCCGACUCGGACUUUCGCUUCAGCGAGGAGUUUGAGGAGCUGAAGCAUGUGGGACGAGACCAGGCCUGCAGUUUCGCCAAUCUGCCGUGCAAUCGGCCAAAGAAUCGCUUCACCAACAUCCUGCCCUACGACCAUUCGCGCUUCAAGCUGCAACCGGUGGACGAUGACGAUGGCUCGGACUACAUAAAUGCCAACUACAUGCCCGGUCAUAAUUCGCCGCGGGAGUUUAUUGUCACCCAGGGGCCGUUGCAUUCGACGCGCGAGGAGUUCUGGCGCAUGUGCUGGGAGAGUAACUCGCGGGCCAUUGUCAUGUUGACGCGCUGCUUCGAGAAGGGGCGCGAGAAGUGCGAUCAGUAUUGGCCUGUCGAUCGUGUGGCCAUGUUCUAUGGCGACAUCAAAGUUCAACUGAUCAUCGAUACGCAUUUCCGGGAUUGGAGCAUAUCCGAGUUCAUGGUCUCCAGGAACUGCGAAUCACGGAUCAUGAGGCACUUCCAUUUUACCACUUGGCCAGAUUUUGGUGUGCCAGAACCGCCGCAGUCACUGGUGCGUUUUGUGCGCGCCUUUCGCGAUGCCAUCGGCACCGAUAUGCGCCCCAUUAUUGUCCACUGCAGCGCAGGUGUCGGUAGAUCGGGAACUUUUAUAGCCCUCGAUCGGAUACUGCAGCACAUCCACAAGUCCGACUAUGUGGACAUAUUUGGAAUUGUUUUUGCCAUGCGCAAGGAGCGCGUAUUUAUGGUGCAGACGGAACAGCAGUAUGUGUGCAUACAUCAGUGCUUGUUGGCGGUGCUCGAGGGGAAGGAGCAUCUGCUGGCCGAUUCUUUGGAGCUGCAUGCCAAUGAUGGCUACGAGGUGACUAAAAUUUACUUAGAGCGCCCGAAUCAGCAACUACAGCAGCAGCAGCAACCGCAAAUGAAGCCCAAAAUGGGAACCCUUGGAGCAGCCAUGGGAGUCAAGACUCUGCGUGCAUCACUAGCACUGGCCGAGGAGUUGGACCAGGAGCUGAUGGGAAAGCCGGAGGAGGAACACGCAAUGGCUGGAGUGUCACUAUCGAACAGUAGCAUUAAAUCGAAUGAAAAAGCUGAUAAGAAUGCAGAGGAAGACGAGGACGAUGAUGAUGAUGAUGACGAUGACGAUGAUGAUCAGCAGCCAUUGAACAAUGAGACGACAGCCACAUUGUCGACAGCCAGCAGUAGCAGUAUUAGUGAGAAUCAGGUGGAUCAUGACGAAAAGCAGCAGCAGCAGCACAAUCAGCGUGACCAGGGAAGAAUUUGUUCCAAGUCCGAAGCAGAGACCGAUGGAGAGACCGAUGACGAUGACGAGGACAAACAAGAUGGAGAUGGGGCCAAACGUCGCGAGGCUGACGAGGAUGGAUGGUGGUAGUGAUAAGAGAAAGGUUCGCUUUUAGAUGACGAGGGAAUCGCUGAGACGGGCAUCUAACGUUUGGCAAACACACACAGCGACGCAUCGAUAUAUACAUAUAUAUUAUAUAAAAUAGUAGCUAUUAGAUUUUUGUUCUUAGUGGUAGUUUCAUAUUUUUUAAGCAUAUCUCUACUUGUACGUAAAAAUUUGCCUGUGAUGUGCUGGAUGUGAUUUGUCUACAGCGGAAGGGAAAGGAGAAGUCAGAUAAGUCUGUCUGUCAUUGUGCUCACGCCGCUCCAUGCCGCCAAAACUAGAUAAAAACCACAAGAGCGUAACCUUAAGCUUCAGGUGUAACCGUUAUACCCCCCCUCAAUCGCGUCCCCUAGUUUGUCCUCCAAUACCCAGAUAUUGUGUAUAGUUUUUUUUUGUAAAUUUGUUCUGUCCUCCCUCCAUUUAUGAAACAGCAUCGAUCAAUGCUGUGCGACUAUUAUUAUAAUUAUUUGUAUUACCCCCAACCCCCACGCCUACGAACUAUGUAUGUAUGAUCAAUUAAUUGUGUUUAAUGUUUAUUAUUAUUAUUAUUAUGUAGCUUGGAUUCGUUUUAUCGUUAGAUUUUAGUCAGCAUUUAGUCAGAGAAAUGUUUUUAGCUCUAGCAGCAGUCUCCGGCCUGUGUGUGUCCUUCUGGCCAUAUGGUGUAUGUGUGUGUGUCCAUGUGCCAUAUAAGGAAUGGAAGCGAUCUAUUUGGGCCAGCAGGCAGACAGCAGGCAGCAGGAGCAGCAAUAGCU